GGUAAUUCUUCAAAAUGGUCGCUUUGUAUGGUUUGCCAACUUGCAUGUCUGUGUUUCAGAGUUCUUUGUUUUCGUGACUGGUUUUAUAUUGUAACAUUUAGACAUUGUUUAUUUAACUUCCCAAUUGCAUGUUAUAUAAGUGAAUAUCAAUUCCUUGAUCAUAAGUUGUGGUGUAUAAGAAAGAUGUCAUCGGUAAUGUGAGAGCUCCAGACUAUCAUUUAUAUUUUACGGGAUUAUGACGUCUGUAAUUCUGAUUGAGAUUGCAACAAAUAAGAUUUAAAAGUGUCAUCAAAGAAUCAUAUGGUCAUGAGCAUAAAUAAAAGUGACAAGUAAUAUUGGAAGAAAAAAUACCUGCCAUUCAAACAUUGAAAUUUAAACAGUUGCAAUCUGAAUAGUGUGUGACAGUGAAUAAAUGCAAUCAAGUUCAAGAGUUAUGUGUAGAUGGUGCAGUGUACUCAUGUGAUGGGAGGGGUCGGGUAAGAGGUGAGGCGCUCGGGCGCGGGCGCCAUGAACCCGCCGGCGCCCGGCAAGACGGGUACCACGCGCUCAGGGUACCACCAGAAGGCGCUCGCCGAAAUCCGUAACUCCCUCCUCCCAUUUGCUAACAUUGGCAACUCGGACCCCCCUGGUUCGUCUGCGGCAAGCACUGUCAGCUCUGGCGUUAGUUCAGGCUUCAGUUCUUCAUCAGGAAAUGGCUUAGAUAAGGAUUUGAAUUUGCUGCCAUCUCUCAAUCAACUCAUUGCUCUAGGAAUUGAUGAGGAUUUAGCACUAAAAGCACUAAAAUCGACGGGUGGUCGCUUUGAUGCGGCACUAGAUUAUCUGAAGCAGCAGGAAACAAUAAAUGGAGUUCUGAAAACUGGUAAUCUUAGCAGCCUCAGUACAAAACUCAUAAGAAAGCCGAGCCUCGAAAGGGAAAUCAAUUUACACAGAGGUAGUCCAGCACUCGAUUCCGGUGCAGGCAGCUCUAGAUCUGAUAGUCCCAGGCAACCGGACGCCCCUGCCUUACCUCAUGAGAAGUUGAGUCGGCAGUACUCGCCGUCGGGAUUCUCUGAGCCGCCGCCGCCCCCGCCGCCGCGAUGUCCCUCCACGCCGCCCGUGCCGCCCUCCGUGCAGCAGCUCAUGAAGCGCAUGUCCCCCGCGCCCCCGCUCCCACCCGCACGCGGCACCAGCCCCGUGGCCGCCGGCGCCCCCACUCCCCCGCAACGACAACCAAUGAUCGUUCAAAAUGGACCUCAAGUGCAACAGCAACUCACACAACAGAUACAAGCUUUGAGCAUUUACCCCUCGGGUGCGGGCGGGGCGGAGCUCCCCCCACCGUACCCUCUCUCCGGUGUCCCCCCGCCUCCACCCUAUUCGGUCUCUAUGCAAAACCGGCAGAGUCCGACUCAAUCUCAAGAUUACAGGAAGAGUCCGUCAUCAGGCAUCUAUUCGGGAGGCACGUCCGCCGGAUCUCCGAGCCCGAUCACCGUGACGCAGUCAACGGGCUCGGCGUCCGGCAUGACUCGCCCCACGCCCAUCCAGGCGUGGACAGCGAGACAAGCUGUCCAGCCUCCCAUCAUCAUGCAGUCCGUGAAGAGCACACAAGUGCAAAAGCCGGUACUGCAGACGGCGAUCGCGCCGGUGGCGCCGCCGGCGGUGGCCGGCGCGGGCGCGCAGCCGCCGCCGCCGUCGUACGCGAGCUCCAUCCAGCAGAAGCAGGCGCAGACGCCCCCCAGCUACCCGCUGGCCCCCAAGCCGUCGUCGCCCGGGUCCACUCCCCCCAUCAUCAUCGCCACCACGCCCACCGUCCCCACCACUGAGCCGCCGAGCUACGCCAUCACGAUGCAAGCGCUGGCGGUCCAGCGCGGCAAGCAUCCCAUGCCGCCCCCACCGUACGGUAACCAAACCGACACCACGACUACGGUCAACUCCCACCACUCACCAUUACAUAAAAAGUUCUCAAAUAACUGUGACAUGAAAGGAGAAUCGUCACAAGGGCUAGAAAUGAAAUGUUCUGUAAAUUGUACAAACAAUCUCCUGAAGGACAGUGUCGCGUCCGGCUCUGACAAGAGUUCCAAUGGGUCGUCUGAACGCAGGCCCAAGGUUGUAGAGAAAAUUAGACAUCAAUCGCCCAUACCUGAGCGUAGGAACAUCAGCAAAGAGAAAGAAGAUGAAAGAAGAGAUUGUAAGGUUCGAAAUUACUCCCCUCAAGCUUUCAAAUUCUUUAUGGAGCAGCAUGUCGAAAAUAUACUGAAGUCAUACAAACAACGAACUUUCCGACGGAUGCAGCUUGAAAAGGAGAUGACUAAGAUAGGUCUCAGUGAAGAAGCACAGUGCCAAAUGAGGAAGAUGCUUUCUCAAAAAGAAUCUAAUUACAUUAGGCUGAAAAGGGCGAAAAUGGACAAAUCAAUGUUCACAAAGAUUAAACAUAUCGGUAUUGGUGCGUUCGGAGAAGUGACGUUGGUGAAGAAGAUUGAUACUAGUCAUCUAUAUGCCAUGAAGACACUGAGGAAAGCUGACGUUCUGAAGAGGAAUCAGGUGGCGCAUGUGAAGGCCGAGCGCGAUAUCUUGGCAGAGGCCGACAACGAGUGGGUCGUCAAGUUGUAUUACAGCUUCCAGGACAAGGACAAUUUGUAUUUCGUCAUGGAUUAUAUCCCUGGGGGUGAUUUGAUGUCGUUGCUGAUAAAGUUGGGUAUUUUUGAGGAGAAUCUGGCGCGGUUUUACAUCGCGGAGUUGACGUGCGCGGUGGAGAGCGUCCAUAAGAUGGGCUUCAUUCACCGGGACAUCAAGCCUGACAACAUCCUCAUCGACCGAGACGGGCACAUCAAGUUGACGGACUUCGGGCUGUGCACCGGCUUCCGGUGGACGCACAACUCCAAAUACUAUCAGAGAAAUGACCACGGACGACAGGACUCCAUGGACCCGGUGGACGGCGAGUGGGGCGCGCUGGGCGAGUGUCGCUGUCACCAGCUGAAGCCGCUGGAGCGACGCCGCAAGCGCGAGCACCAGCGCUGCCUGGCGCACUCGCUGGUGGGCACGCCCAACUACAUCGCGCCCGAGGUGCUGCAGCGCACCGGCUACACGCAGCUGUGCGACUGGUGGUCCGUCGGCGUCAUCUUGUACGAGAUGCUGGUGGGCUCGCCGCCCUUCCUGGCCUCCACGCCGGCCGAAACGCAACUCAAGGUUAUCAACUGGGAGAGCACUCUACACAUCCCAGACGCAGCCAACUUAUCCCGAGAAAGCAAGGACCUCAUCCUCAAACUCUGCUCCGGGCAGGACACGAGGCUGGGAAACCAUGCCAGCGAAGUAAAAAACCAUCCGUUCCUCAAAAGCAUCGACUUCGAGAAGGGCCUCCGGAGACAAACGGCCCCAUAUAUCCCAAGGAUAGAAUACCCAACGGACACAUCUAAUUUUGAUCCGAUUGACCCGGACAAACUCCGGAACUCUGGAAGUACAGAUUCGAAUAAAUCUGACAGUGAACUGCUCGACAAUAAGACUUUCCAUGGCUUCUUCGAAUUCACAUUUCGAAGGUUUUUUGACGAUGGAUACUCUAACACGAAUAGGAUCAAUCUUGACGACAACGAUAACCCCGGAGCUGUUUACGUAUAGUGCCAGAGGAACGAGACAAAAAGGUCUCUGAGAAUUUGAACCAUAGAAUAUUCUAAAAAAAUUUGGCUUAUUUUUUACAAGAUUUUCAUACUACAUAUGCUAAUAAUAUGCUGGUAUAAAGUUAAAUAGAUAUACGCUGCUGUUUGGUAAUACACACAAAAACUUCACAAUAUUUUUGAAAUUCAGUCUGUUUAGCACAGGAAUAUUGCUAUUACAACUCGGGAACAAAAUUAAUGUUUAUAAUUCUCGAGACAGUUUUGCCUCUCACCUGGCGCCGGGGCUCCGCAUCGUCACAGUGAUACUGGACACUAACGUAGAACUUUACAAAGUGUGUGUGCCUAAACUCUCUCUCUAUUAAAAUAUUAGGUUUUGUAACGUAACAUAUUUAAAAAUAAUUAAAAUCGUAUUGUUAAUAAUCCCGGUGAUAAUGCUGUAAUAUUGUAUCGUUAUGUAUUUGUAAGAGUAUUCUUAUUCGAUUGUAAAUUAAUAUGUAACGGAUGACGGGCGCUGUACGAUGCUCGUAGCUUACUUACACUUCACAUUUUCAAAUUUUAAAUGUCUUGCUCGAAAUAUCUUGCAUUUUAUAAGUUUUCUUAAAAUAUCUGUUAGGCGAAAUAAGCCUUUAAAUGUAUAAUCAAGUUAAGUAGCACAGAAAUUUGGCAAAUUGUCUGAAUGCAAUAAGUGUUGCCAUAUAAUGACAUAUUGUUGUUUAAUCCACCAACAAGCAGUCUAUUGAUGCAUAAAAAACGGGAUUUGCUAUAUUUCUGUGUCUCCAUCUCGUCUUCAUAUAUAAAAAUACUCAUAUUUCUUCUAAUGGCAGGAAAGUUAUGACCAAUUGAUAUAAUUUUCAGAGGUAUUUUAAGUAGUGUCGUGUGAUUGAGCUGUUACGAAAUGCCGCUGGUGCUAUGGCGCGGCCGUCCGUUCAAUGUAUACUAUUUUUGUAAUUAGAGAAAUUAUUUAUAAAAUAAGAACAAGCUUAAUUGAAUUAGCGAAUGAUUUGAUAUUGUCAUUAUAUUUUCUUAUGUAUUUAUCGAGAUAGUUCGCAAAUGUGUGUUUGUUUAUAUUAUAAUAUACCGUAAUUUAUGAAGUCAGCAGUAACGAGCGAAACUCGCCGGCUCAACGCGUGUGCCUUAUAUUCAGCGUAAACGUUUUAUACAUUUUUGUAUGAGUAGUCUAAUCCCUGCAAGAAACUAAAUCAAUUCAUAACACAGAGAGUGCAAUAAAAUAUUUAUUAAAAAAAAACUCUCAUUACUUGUUGAAGCAUAGUUAUCGACUGAGUUCUAGAUAUAUUCUAAAAUUAUUUAUACUUGGAUGUCACAUAGCGUUCAUCUUCAGUCAUUUUUAAUAUUAUUUAUAAACAUACAACUUAGUAAUUUGUUUUCACUAACAAUAUCCGUAAUGAUGUAGUUGAAAUAAUAACUACUUAAUAACACGAGCAAAAUGGUGUGAUUUGAAUACAGUAAGGCGGGGCGUGCCCUCGCCGUGUACAGGAAGGAGUCACUGCAACAUUAAUUGUGUUAUUGAAUGUAAAUUGUUUUAUUUUGAAAUAAGACAUGCUUAUAAGGAGUAAAUGAAAAUAAAAUAUGGGAA
Plodia interpunctella (Indianmeal moth) is the source of this 5178-nucleotide messenger RNA. RefSeq names its product warts (gene wts). Bases 508 to 3588 code for a protein of 1026 amino acids. The transcript is spliced from 5 exons. Gene Ontology annotation, molecular function: protein serine/threonine kinase activity; ATP binding; protein binding. Gene Ontology annotation, biological process: G1/S transition of mitotic cell cycle; hippo signaling; positive regulation of apoptotic process. The record is from RefSeq and is a predicted model, not a curated record. Lineage: Eukaryota; Metazoa; Arthropoda; Insecta; Lepidoptera; Pyralidae.